Molecule: messenger RNA, 2584 nt
Organism: Mandrillus leucophaeus (drill)
Lineage: Eukaryota; Metazoa; Chordata; Mammalia; Primates; Cercopithecidae
Product: HLA class II histocompatibility antigen, DRB1-15 beta chain
Exons: 6
Coding region: 103-903 (266 amino acids)
Biological process (GO): immune response; immunoglobulin production involved in immunoglobulin-mediated immune response; antigen processing and presentation of exogenous peptide antigen via MHC class II
Cellular component (GO): MHC class II protein complex; late endosome membrane; lysosomal membrane
Molecular function (GO): MHC class II protein complex binding
Source: RefSeq, a predicted model, not a curated record
UUCUUCCCUAUAAUUUGGAAUGUGGGAGGAGGGGGGAUCAUAGUUCUCCCUGAGUGAGACUUGCCUGCUCCUCUGGACCCUGGUCCUGUCCUGGUCUCCAGCAUGGUGUGUCUGAAGCUCCCUGGAGGCUCCUGCAUGGCAGCUCUCACAGUGACACUGAUGGUGCUGAGCUCCCCACUGGCUUUGACUGGGGACACCCAACCACGUUUCUUGGAGCAGGCUAAGUCUGAGUGUCACUUCUUCGACGGGACGGAGCAGGUGCGGUUCCUGCAGAGAUACUUCUAUAACCAGGAGGAGUUCGUGCGCUUCGACAGCGACCUGGGGGAGUUCCGGGCGGUGACGGAGCUGGGGCGGCCUGACGCCGUGUACUGGAACAGCCAGAAGGACAUCCUGGAGCGGGAGCGGGCUGCGGUGGACACCUUCUGCAGACACAACUACGGGGGUGUGGAGAGCUUCACAGUGCAGCGGCGAGUCCAACCUAAGGUGACUGUGUAUCCUGCAAAGACCCAGCCCCUGCAGCACCACAAUCUCCUGGUCUGCUCUGUGAGUGGUUUCUAUCCAGGCAGCAUUGAAGUCAGGUGGUUCCGGAACGGCCAGGAAGAGAAGGCUGGGGUGGUGUCCACAGGCCUGAUCCAGAAUGGAGACUGGACCUUCCAGACCCUGGUGAUGCUGGAAACAGUUCCUCAGAGUGGAGAGGUUUACACCUGCCAAGUGGAGCACCCAAGCGUGACCAGCCCUCUCACAGUGGAAUGGAGAGCACGGUCUGAAUCUGCACAGAGCAAGAUGCUGAGUGGAGUCGGGGGCUUUGUGCUGGGCCUGCUCUUCCUUGGGGCCGGGCUGUUCAUCUACUUCAGGAAUCAGAAAGGACACACUGGACUUCAGCCAACAGGACUCCUGAGCUGAAGUGCAGGUGACCACAUUCAAGGAAGAACCUUCUGCCCAGCUUUGCAGGAUGAAAAGCUUUCCCGCCUGGCUGUUAUUCUGCCACAAGAGAGGGCUUUCUCAGGACCUGGCUGCUACCGGUUCAGCAACUGCAGAAAAUGCCCUCCCUUGUGGCUUCCUCAGCUCCUGCUCUUGGCCGGAAGUCCCCGCAAUGAUGGCAGCGCCUCAUCUUCAACUUUUGUGCUCCCCUUUACCUAAACCCUAUGGCCUCCCGUGCAUCUGUAUACUCACCCUGUACCACAAACACAUUACAUUAUUAAAUGUUUCUCAAAGAUGGAGUUAAAUAUCAUCUGCUCCAUUUGGCUCCAAAGACAAAAAAUGAAAAGAAAAAGGGAGGAUUAUUUCCCAGUAGAAUAAAGAUUUUCAUGUGUAUGUCAUGAGUAUGUGAGGUAAUGCAUAUGUUAAAUAGCAUGAUUUAGACAUUCCACACUACAGGCAUAUAUCAAAACCUCACGCUGUACAACAUAAAUAUACUAUACAAUUUUUACUUGUCAAUUAAAAAAGUAAACCUAAUGGUUAAAAAAGCAAUGCAUAAAAACUGAGAACAGACUGUAACAACUGAAACAAACUCGGCCAACAUGAGAUGAGAAACCAGUCAGCAAGGCAAUCAGAACUCUUUCUUCACCCUGUCUACAAUAUUUUGCAUUUAUAACUGUAAAUUAGUGUAUAGUGUUUCACUCCAGAGACUUCAAUAAUAUAGUGUCAUCAAAGGACUUGUACAGAUUUCAGAGAAACACAGAUUUAGAAGACCGAGGGUUCUCCAUUAUGUUCUAUCUGAGAGUCAGUAUGAAAUGUCAAAUCUAAAAGUACAUAAUUCAGAGGUCUAUUUCAAAGUAAUAAUCAUUUGAGCAUAAUUUCUCCACUGUCAGAGACGACUGUUAUUUUAUUUUCAAUCAAAAGUUGUUUCUAUGCAUAUCUUAUUUUUAGUUGUAUGUUACUUGUACAUAACGUAGCAGUACAAGUACAUAUAAAUCCUGUAAGAGUAUAAAUCCUAUAGCAGUAUAUUAAGCUUAUAAUUAUGUCUGUUCUGUUUGAUCACAGAGUUGCAACAAAUAGGCCUCAGGAUUCCUAAGUUGAGGACAUGAUUUUCUCAUUUUAUAUGAGACUUGGGGUGUGGAAUUACAAAGUAGAACCAAAAUGUGUGGAAUGAAUAUUUCAUUGAAGAUGCGUUCUGCUGCUAAUAGCAGGAAAUUACAUCUAGUGGGCUUUAUUUUUCUUUAACCCAUUAUCUCACAUAGCCGAUAGAUCCAAGGCUGGGCAUCUCCAGGACUGUUCAACUCAGCAGGCUAGGGGCAUCACCAGCGAUCCUGGAACGUCAUAGCUCAUCUCUCUGUCACACACAGCACGUCAGCUUUCCUGAGAUGGUAGGGUGACCCAUGCAGCAGCUUUAGGUUUGUUAUUCUUUCACAACAACUCCCAAAGGAAAGAAAAGGAUACUCCUUUCUCCUGUGUGCCUUUAUAAGGAGCAACUAAAGUGUUUCCAGAGUGUUCUCAGUACCCAUUUUCUCACAUGUUGGAAUAACCAUGUGAUCAUAUGGGCUCAGACAAGCCAGGAUUCAACCUUUACAGAGUGAGCCUGAUGCACAUGGGAAGAAAAGGAGCAAAAUCAUAUAUUUUUUAAAAUAAAGAACUGGUGGAUGGA